This is a messenger RNA of Betta splendens (Siamese fighting fish), 5442 nucleotides long. RefSeq names its product ephrin type-A receptor 7. Gene Ontology annotation, cellular component: neuron projection; plasma membrane. The record is from RefSeq and is a predicted model, not a curated record. NCBI's taxonomy places the organism in Eukaryota, Metazoa, Chordata, Actinopteri, Anabantiformes, Osphronemidae. The transcript is spliced from 19 exons. Gene Ontology annotation, biological process: protein phosphorylation; axon guidance; cell surface receptor protein tyrosine kinase signaling pathway. The coding region runs from base 277 to 3471 and encodes 1064 amino acids. Gene Ontology annotation, molecular function: transmembrane-ephrin receptor activity; protein binding; ATP binding.
CCUUGAUAGGUCGACCCUCCCGCACCCCCCGCGCCACGUCCCACUUUUAUUGCGCUCGCCCGGCGUCAAUCUCCUCCGCAAAACCCUCCCCCGAGAUAUGAAAUAGAGCGGCCGGCUGCGUGGAUCCCGCACUAGUCGCACAGACGGCAUCCGCUCCGUUCAAAGCCCGAGUGCGUCUCUGCUGCGGUGCGGUGCGGUGCGGUGCGUUGCGGUGCGGUGCGGUGCGCGCAGGCUGGAGAGCGAUGACAAGAGCCCCGUGGAGCUGGCCAGGCAAACAUGGAUCUCCGUAGAACGCUGGUUUCGGUGCUUUGGAUAUUACUGCGCCUCGUGGACGACUCUCACCCCGAAGAAGUGGUUCUACUGAAUUCAAAGGAGACUCAGGCAGAGUUGGGCUGGACGUCAUUUCCCCCUAAUGGAUGGGAGGAGAUUAGUGGCGUAGAUGAGAAGUACAAGCCCAUCCGGACGUACCAGGUGUGCAACGUGAUGGAGCCCACCCAGCAGAACAACUGGCUGCAGACGGGCUGGGUGGCGCGGCGCGGGGGCCAGCGCAUCUUCGUGGAGCUCCAGUUCACGCUGCGCGACUGCAACAGCAUCCCGGGCGUGGCCGGAACCUGCAAGGAGACCUUCAACCUCCUCUACGUGGAGACGGACCGCGACCUCGGCGGCGUGACCCGAGAGGACCGCUACACCAAGAUCGACACCAUUGCCGCCGACGAGAGCUUCACGCAGGGCGACUUGGGCGAGAGGAAGAUGAAGCUAAACACAGAGGUGCGUGAGAUCGGCCACCUGAACCGUAAAGGCUUCCACCUGGCGUUUCAGGACGUGGGCGCCUGCGUGGCGCUGGUGGCCGUGCGGGUCUACUACAAGCGCUGCCUGGCCACCGUCCAGAACCUUGCCAUCUUCCCGGACACGGUGGCGGAGGCGGCCUUCUCCACGCUGGUGGAAGUGCGCGGCACCUGCGUCAACAACUCCGAAGUGGACACGGACAGCCCUCCCAGGAUGCACUGCAGCGCCGAAGGGGAGUGGCUGGUCCCCAUUGGGAAGUGCAGCUGCAGCGCCGGCUACGAGGAGGGACACAGCAGCUGUGAAGCGUGUCCCCCUGGAUCCUACAAGAUGUCCUCCAGGCAGCAGGAGUGCUUCCCCUGCCCGGCCCACAGCGUUGCCGAGGACGACGGCUCCGUGGCGUGCGUGUGCGAGGAGGACCACUUCAGGACCCCGCUGGACACGCCGUCAGCGCCGUGCACACGGCCUCCAUCCCCACCCAGAGACCUGGUCUGCACCCUGAAGCAGUCCACGCUGAUCCUGGAGUGGGCGGCGCCGGCCGACACCGGGGGCCGCGCGGACCUGACCUACAGCGUGGGCUGCCGGCGCUGCACGCGGAGGCAGUGCGAGCCGUGCGGGGCCAGCGUGGGCUUCGUGCCGCAGCAGGCGGGCCUGACGGAGCGCACGGUCACCGUGGUCAACCUGCUCCCCAACACCAACUACACCUUCACCGUGGAGGCCUUGAACGGGGUGUCGGAGCUGCUGCCCAGCAAGCGGUUCUACACGCAGGUCAACGUGUCCACCAGCGUUCCCGCUCCAUCUCUGAUCAGUGAGCUGCGAGCGGAGAAGAUCGAGCACAAGAGUGUAACCUUGGUGUGGAGGGAGCCGUCCUACCCGAACAGCAGCCGCACUCAAUAUGAGGUCAAGUACUACGAAAAGGAACAAAAGGAUCAGAGUUAUUCCACUGUGAAAACCGCCGCCACGCGGAUCAGUGUCAACAACCUGAAGCCCGGCACCACAUACGUCUUCCUCAUCCGGCCUUUCAGCACGCCGGCGCCCUCCUCCUCCCUGUCCUCCUCCUCGCUCUCGUCCUCGGCCUCCUCCUCCUCCUCCUCCGUUUCCACCUCCUCCUCGUCCUCCUCGUCCUCCGCCUCCUCUCCUCCCAUCGACUACGGGGCGUACAGCGCCCCCCUGGAGCUGCAGACCCUCGGCGAGUUGGCUCUCGCGUCCAGUGAGCAGAAUCCGGUGGUGAUCAUCGUGGUCGUGUCCGUGGCUGCUCUCAUCAUGCUGCUCUCGAUGGGAGUCGGGCUUCUCAUCUGGAGGAGCGUCUGCUCGAGCUCCUCCAAUGUAACUCCUGCUAACGUGGUGCUGCUCUCGACCUCCUUCUCCACUCUUCCUCCUCCUCCUCCUCUCCUCUCUCCUCUUCCUCCCUUCACACAGCUGAUGCCCAGACAAUGCGGCUACAGCAAAGCGUCGCAAGAAGGAGACGAGGAGCUUUACUUCCAGUUUAAGAUCCCGACGCGGAGGACCUAUAUCGACCCAGAAACCUGCGAGGACCUGCUGCAGGCCGUGCACACCUUUGCCAAGGAACUGGACAACCUGAGCAUCAAGAUCGAGAGAAUUGUGCACACAGGCGACUUUGGCGAGGUGUGUCGCGGUUGCUUGAAGCUGCCCAGUAAGAGAGAGCUGCCGGUGGCCAUAAAGACAUUAAGGGCCGGCUGCUCUGACAAACAGCGGCGUUCGUUCCUCAGCGAGGCAGGAAUCCUGGGGCAGUUUGACCACUCCAACAUCAUCCGUCUGGAGGGUGUCAUCACCACGGGUAACACCAUGAUGAUCAUAAUGGAGAGCAUGUCUAACGGCUCCUUGGAUUCCUUCCUUCGGAAACACGAAGGCCAGCUGAGCGUCAUGCAGCUGAUCGACAUGCUGGCCGGCGUGGCGUCGGGCAUGAAGUACCUCACCGAAAUGGGCUUCGUUCACAAGCGGCUGGCGGCGCACAAGGUGCUGGUUAACGCCAACCUGGGCUGCAAGGUGUCCGGCUUCAGGCCACUCCAGGAGGACAAGAUCGAGGCCAUCUACACCACACUGCACGGAGGGAAGAGCGUGGUGCUGUGGACCGCUCCCGAGGCCAUCCAGUACCACCGCUUCUCCUCCGCCUCGGACGUCUGGAGCUUCGGUAUCGUCAUGUGGGAGGUCAUGUCCUAUGGAGAACGGCCCUACUGGGACAUGGGCAACCAGGAUGUGAUAAAGGCCAUCGAGGACGGGUUCAGGCUGCCGGCGCCGGUUAACUGUCCUCCACAUCUCCAUCAGCUGAUGCUCGACUGUUGGCAGAAGGAGCGAGCGGAGAGGCCCAGCUUCAGCCAAAUCCACUCGGCCCUCAGCAAGAGCAUUCGCUCCCCCGACGGCAUCGGCUCCUCCACGUUGGCGCGCAGAACCCUCAGCUCAUCCAUUGCACUGGCAGAGAGGCCGAUGCCGUCCUUCCCGGCCUUCAACUCGGUGGGGGAGUGGCUGGACGCCGUGGACAUGGGCCGAUACAAGGACAAUUUCACCGCUGCAGGAUACUGCUACCUGGAGUCUGUGGCUCGAAUGACUGUACAAGAUGUGUUGAGCCUCGGCAUCACCUCCCUGGAGCAUCAGAAGCUGAUCCUGGCUGCCAUCCAGACCCUUAGAGCCCAGGUGAUCCAAAUGCACGGCCGUGGUGUGCAGGUCUAACGCUGCUGUCUGCUCUCACGCUGCUGCUGCUGCAGCCCCACAGCCUCGCUUUGUGCCUGUGGACGGUGGGGUGAGAAGUGAAGGAGGAGCCUUCCUGACUAAGGGAAGAAGGGCACACGUUCCAGCAAGCUGCCCUCCUCUGUUUCCUCCUGCUUCCCAUACUUCCUCAUGCCUUCCUUGAUUCCUUCCUUCCUUUUUUCUACGAAAACACCCCUCAGAGAUGAGCCGUGUUCCACACACAAUUAGAGGAUAGCAGAGGAGUGGUGUCACGUGACCUUUGUGACCUCUAACUGCACUUUGACCUUCAUGUUGCUGGGGACGGAUCAGUGCUCUUAGAGAAAAGGAAAACUCUUGGUUGGAGGACGGGGUUUGCCUGAAGCGCCCGAGCUUUGGGAAAAGGCCCCAUGCUGCAAACACCAGUUACAGACUCAAAGAAAUAGUUCCAUUUGUGGGAGGAGUUUCCCUUUACCGCAACGCAGAGUCACUAAAAACAAUGUGACUGCGAGCAGGAGCUGCUCUAGCGGCGCUUUCGUGAAUAUCUUUCUCCGCCGACGAGCCGUCGCUGACACAAACUUAAAGUGAGAGAGGCCGACGCCAUUGGCGCCGGAGCGGACGUUUCUUAAGGCUGAACCUGGCUGUGACGCAGAGCAGCGGCAGCGCCUUUUCAGACCUGAAUAAACAGUACAGUGUGUACGUGGUGCUCGCCGGACGGAAGGAGCAGUAGCAGCUGAUGUACUGUAUUCUAGGAGUACUGUAUCUGCGUAGGGGCGUCGAUGCUGCAGGACACACUUGUAAAGCGAAGGGUGGAUCAUGCGAUUGUUCAUUUCCUCGUGUGUCUCACUCCUCGGCCACACUUUCUUUACUCCUUGUAGUUCCAUUAGCCUACUGGGUGUCCUGGUACAGUAGCAGAGUCCUCCUCCUCCGAAGCCUGUCACAUUGAAGGCUCUGUGUAGAACUCAGGCUCUUCUAGGAAUCAGCCUGACUCAGAUAUUUAUCCAUAUUUAUUUAUGUUCACGCACUGUAAGACAAACCUAUUAAAGUGGGAGUUAGGAAGGUUUAUUUAUCUUUAUAAUAUUUAAAAUGUUAAGCAGCUGUUUCCUCGUUUUGUUGAUUUAUUACUGAACUUCUACAUGAACCUAUGGGAGGACGUUUACUGUCGCCACACAGUAUCUGUGUAUUCUUCAGCGCUGGGUUUGUCGCAUCCUGUGCAUUUCCGUGUCCGUGCUGCAGGACGGACACAGUAUUAACGAAUGUCGCGGACGUCAUUCCACGUUUACCUUCCGUUGCUGUUGACAUCAUGCUCGGCGGCUGCACUUUUUCCACUUGACUCCCGUGUCUGACGUGUCUGUACAGUGAUCUGCCCCUUGCCUUCCUGCACUGCUGUGUCGGUGCAGGAGAGCAGCCGCUGACUGUAUCGGGGCAUUAGCUGAUUCCUACUGGUCACAAUAGAAGCUACAGACAUUUUAACUGGAAUAUUGUAAGUGGUUUGUAUUUGGUACUAAAUGGGUUUUCGUUCUGCCUCCUUGUAUUCUCCUCCCUGAAGCUGUUUCGUCAGUAAAGUAAUUUCCUCCUUACUUGCACAUGUUAAUGUAUCUUAUAAGAACAGGUGCAUCACACACAAAACACUCACACACUCUCACAGCACCAAUGGAACUGGACCUCGUUGCCGACCCCCCACCCCGCUACUGUGACCAUUAUGUUUAAAUGUUCAAUACUGUACAUAUGUAUUUGAAAAUGCUAAAUCUAUUUUUAUAAUUUGUUUGAAGAACAAUGUGUCGAAAAUAAUAUCUGCUCACUGUGUAAAGGUUUUUUUGUUGGGUUUCAUUUAGGGCCAUAGCCAAGAAACAAGUGUUUGGAAUAUAAAACGGAAAAAAAAACUUUUGUUUUUGAGGAUUUUUACCUGUUAGAAGAAAAUCUAUUGGCUGUUGCAAUAUUAAAAUGUGUUAUUAAAAAAUCUCCAAUACAAGAAAA